Molecule: messenger RNA, 1242 nt
Organism: Didymodactylos carnosus
Lineage: Eukaryota; Metazoa; Rotifera; Eurotatoria; Philodinida; Philodinidae
Source: the annotation of a GenBank genome assembly
AUGGCUCACCGGUGUAGCACAGUUCUUGAAACGGCCUGGGAUAAUACGGUUAAACAAAAACAAGAAUUUGAUAGCUUUUGUAUGGGAAUUCAACAUAAAUUACCGAAAACAAUGAACCGUACUAGUGGUACAAGACCAUGGCGAUCCUAUUAUACCAUUCAAGAUUCGUUAAACGAUUCCUAUGAAGAAUUAACAAAAAUUUUACGUUUACGCGGUGAAUCUCAUCGAAUAUUUUCAUUUGAUCCUAUGAUCCAGUAUUGUGGUACAGAUGAUGAUGAACCACCGAAUUCAGUAAUGAAUAUCCUUAAAACAGAAAUGGUAAAAUGUUUGGACGACAAAUUUUGGAGUAGUUUAACACAGUGGCACUGGAUGGCAACAUAUUUGGAACUAACAUUGAAGCAAUUACCAUUUGGGAAUGAUAAAAAAUAUAUUGAUAAACAGAAAGCUGAAAUAAAAAAGAAUUUACAUAUAUUGGCCAAUGAUUUUCCCGAUAAUAAUCCUUCGACGAUGACAAUAUUCACAACAACCUGUCAAGCAUCACCGGCCAAAAAACUGAUCCAUUUGCAGCAUUUCAUCUGUGAACAAGAUUCAAUAUCAAAUGAUGUAUUUCCAUUAACAAUGGAUUUAUCUGAUCGUUAUUGUUCGUCUUUAACUCAAAAUGAAUCAAGUUUAAUUAAAUCUGUUGGAUUAAUUGCUAUUUCAUGUUAUCACAUGGCAAAAAAACUUCGAUAUAAUCCGAUCAAUUUCAAAGAAAAUCAUAAAAUUAGUCUAAUAUUAAAUGAUUAUACGGAUGAUGACAUAUUUGCGGGUUACAGGAGCUACGUUACGAAACGAAAGCCGUUUCGAAAAGCACGUCACAGUCACGUACGUUUAAAAUUUGCUCGUGAACAACAAUACUGGUCCGAUAAUGAUUGGAAAUAUGUGGUAUUCUCUGAUGAAUCUCAUUUUGAGGUAUUGAAUCGAAAAAAUCGAUCAUUUGUUCGUUAUCUUCGAUCUGAGCAAGAUAAACCGUUCAACUUUCGUGCUCGUGUACAAGGAGGAGGGGGCUGCGUCUCUGUAUGGGGGUGUAUGACGGCUGAAGGUAUCGGUUCAUUGGUCGUAUACAAGGGGCGAGUGAAUGGAAAAAAGUAUAUCGAAAUGUUGAAUCUAAGUUUGCCAUCGUUUAUCAAAAAACGAUUUAAACCUGGCCAAAAAUGGUACUUCAUGCAAGAUAAUGCCCCCGUGCCACACGUGCAAAUUUAG